This is a messenger RNA of Vicugna pacos (alpaca), 1336 nucleotides long. Lineage: Eukaryota; Metazoa; Chordata; Mammalia; Artiodactyla; Camelidae. The record is from RefSeq and is a predicted model, not a curated record.
CAGGUAGGGGGUUGGGAGUUGCCAGUUCCUGUUACAAUUGUGUACAUGGUCCAGCGUGUCUUGAAACUUGUCCUGGCCUCCUAGUGGGCAGGGCUGGGGCCCAGCUGGUCCCAAGGCAAAGCCGGGCCUGCUGUGGGCAGGUGGGGUCAGCAGGCUAUGGCAUUGUGGUUUUCUUGCCUCUGGUGUCUGCCCACUGGUGGAUGAGGCUGGUCCAGAGUCUGGAGUGGGCUCCCUGGAGGGCAAAGUCAGGGCCCUGAGAAUUCUGGAACGGGCGUCUGCCCACUGGCGGCUGUGAUGGGUCUGGGCCCUUUGGUGGGAGGGACCAGCCAUCUCCUGUGGCUGCUUUGGGCUCAGGAGACUUGAGGCAACCUGUCUGCCAGUGGGUGGGGCUAUGUCCCUACCUAGUCGGGUGCUCGGCUUGAGGUGUUCUAGCGCAGGCGUCCACAGGCAGGCAGUGGGCAGGCCUUGACGCUGAUGCACUGGAGGGCGGACCGCAGAACGGCACAUUCCAGCUCUGCCAGCAUGGAAGAGCCUGUCCAAAAUGUCUACCUCCAAAGUCCGCUUAAGCAGGAUGAGCCACAGCUGCCCCGCGUCUCUCCAGGACACACUCCACGACCACCAGUUUGCAAGUUGAUAUGCUGUGUGUGUGUGUGCUCUGAGUAUUACAGUGGUCAUUCUUCUAACAGUAUUAUUUACAAAAUUUUCCAAAUAUCCCCAAGCUAUGGAAUGUCCAGAGAAAUGGAUUGGUGCAAGAGACAAGUGUUUCUAUUUUUCGGAUGACACCAGAAACUGGACAGCUAGUAGAAGAUUUUGCAGUUCACAAAGAUCAGAACUUGCUCAGAUUGAUACACCAGAGGAUAUGAAAUUUUUGAAGAUGUGCACAGGAACUUCUAUGCACUGGAUUGGACUGAGCAGAGCACUGGGAGAGUCUUGGAGAUGGACAGAUGGCGCUACAUUCAAUGCCUGGUUUGAAAUUAGCGGGAAUGGACUGUUUGCUUUCCUGAACACCGAUGGAGUUUCUAGUUCCAGGGGACUUGUUGAUAUCAAGUGGAUUUGUAGCAAACCAAGAUUUUAAUAAAGGAAAAAAACUGGAAAAUGAAUAGAGUAUUUCAAACAUGAAGGAGAGGGCUAGAGUAUAAACUUUAAUAAAUAUUGGUGAUUUACAAUGUUGCAUUGGUUUCUGGUGGACAUCAGAGUUUUGCAGGUAUUAAACAAAGGAACUAAAAAUUGUUGAAUGAAUGAAUGGUUAUAGGUAGAACCUCAUCAAUUCAAGACAUAACCGCAAAUGACUAUAACUCAAUAAAAAAAUUGUUAAAAGAAAGCUUGAAAAAAAAAA